GUGUGUGUGUGUGUGUAGAUGUUGCUGGACCCCAUGGGAGGAAUCGUGAUGACCAACGAUGGAAACGCCAUCCUCCGAGAGAUCCAGGUCCAGCAUCCUGCCGCCAAGUCCAUGAUCGAGAUCAGCCGCACGCAGGACGAAGAGGUGGGGGACGGGACCACGUCAGUCAUCAUCCUGGCUGGAGAGAUGCUGUCCGUAGCGGAGCAGUUCCUGGAGCAGCAGAUGCAUCCGACCGUCAUCAUCAGCGCCUACAGACAGGCUCUGGAGGACAUGUUGGACACCCUGAAGGACAUCAGCACACCGGUGGACACGUCCGUCCGCUCCAUGAUGCUGAAGAUCGUCCACUCGGCCAUCAACACCAAGGCCCUGAGCCGCUGGUCCGAGCUCGCCUGCAGCAUCGCCCUGGACGCCGUGCGCACCGUGGAGCGGGAGGACAACGGGCGCAAAGAGAUCGACAUCAAGAAGUACGCCAAAGUGGAGAAGGUACGCUUCCUGUUAGUCAGCCUGACCCGCUUCCUGUUAGUCAGCCUGACCCGCUUCCUGUUA
Messenger RNA from Etheostoma cragini (Arkansas darter), 546 nucleotides. It is a transcript of the gene cct3, whose product is annotated as chaperonin containing TCP1, subunit 3 (gamma). Gene Ontology annotation, biological process: protein folding. The transcript has 4 exons. NCBI's taxonomy places the organism in Eukaryota, Metazoa, Chordata, Actinopteri, Perciformes, Percidae. The annotation marks the transcript as partial. The record is from RefSeq and is a predicted model, not a curated record. Gene Ontology annotation, molecular function: ATP hydrolysis activity; ATP binding; ATP-dependent protein folding chaperone. Gene Ontology annotation, cellular component: chaperonin-containing T-complex.